This is a messenger RNA of Ichthyophthirius multifiliis, 974 nucleotides long. RefSeq names its product ribosomal protein, putative. Gene Ontology annotation, molecular function: structural constituent of ribosome. The transcript is spliced from 5 exons. Gene Ontology annotation, cellular component: ribosome; cytosol. NCBI's taxonomy places the organism in Eukaryota, Ciliophora, Oligohymenophorea, Hymenostomatida. Gene Ontology annotation, biological process: translation. The record is from RefSeq and is a predicted model, not a curated record.
AAAAUGACUUAAGGAAAAAAUAAAAGAUUAACUAAGGGAGGUAAAAAAGGAUCUAAAAAAAGAAACGUUGACCCUCUUUCAAGAAAAGAAUGGUACGACUUCAGAGCUCCAGUUCCCUUUUCUUCUAAGAGUUUUGGUAAAACUUUAGUAACAAAGAGUUCAGGAAAUAGAAUUGCAUCCGACGAAAUUAAAGGAAGAGUUGUCGAAUCUACUUUAGCUGAUUUGAAGGAUUCAAGCAAUAAUUUACAUUGGAGAAAAGUUAAAUUAGUUAUUGAUGAAGUAGAAGGAAGAAACGCUAAAACCUCAUUUUACGGAUUAGAUAUUACUAGAGAUAAAUUAUGCAGUAUGAUUAGAAAAUGGUAAACUUUGAUUGAAAGCAGAGUUGAUUGUAAAACUGCAGACGGAUACAUUGUUAGAGUAUUCACUAUUGCAUUCACUAAAAAAUUCGGAGGAAAAUCUGCUGGUUCUACCUGUUAUGCUAAAUCAUCAUAAGUAAGAGCUAUUAGAAAGAAAAUUAACACUUAUAUUACUAACGAAGCUGCUAAAGCUAACAUUUCUGAAUUCACCAAAAAGCUUAUCUCAGAUGAUUAUGUCCAUAAAAUGGAAAAAGAUACCAAGAGCGUUUUCCCCCUUAGAGAUAUUACUAUUAAAAAAGUCAAAGUCUUAAAAAGACCUAAACUUGAUGCCGCAAAAUUCGCCGAAUUAUACACUCAUGAUAAAAAGGGAGAAAGAUCUACUGGUAGAGAUGGUGCCCCUGAAGACCCUGCUGCUAAAAACUUACUCUUAAGUGCUUAAUAAUAAUAAUAAUAAUAAUAAUGAUUUGAAAAGUAAGAAAUAUUGUUAAUGAAAGGAAAACUAAAAAUAACAAUAAAUAAAAUAAAAAAAAAUAAAAGGAGAAAUAAUGAAUAAAUUGUUUUUUUUAUGUUAAAGUUUUUUCUUUUAUUAAAAUUAUUUAAAUUUUAUCAUUUCUUUAA